AUGCGCGGGCGGGGUGAGCUCCCCAAGGCGAGGUCUAUUCUCAUCAUGGACAACUUGCACGCGCAGACCACGGACGAGUUCAAGGAGUAUCUUGCGAAGCACUGCAACACUCUCGCCUGGUAUGGCCCUUCGGAGUGCAAGGACGAGAUGGACAUAUGGCUCGAGCAGUCGGACAACCUCGAGAGGUGGGAAACCGCAUCGCUGACUGUCACAGCUUCUGAUCGGCGCGCGUACCGAUACCGUCUUUUCGAAAAGUGUGGGAUGGCCAUGACCGUGGACGGCUCGGGCGAUGAUCGAAUCACCUUGGAGGGUUUGGACAAGCUGUAUACCUUCGCUAACGAUGAAGACAGUAGCGACGACGAACAAGGUUCGGAGAACGGCAACGAUGAGCCUGAGGGGCGGGCGGAGGAGGGCGAUGGAGGACGUGAGACGCUCAUGGAGGGCGUUGACUCCAGCGAUGAAGAUGACGGCGACAUCUCUCAACCCCAGACCGACGAGCUAGCUCUUCUGGACGAUGACGACAGCAUGGAGCCACAAGACCCGGAGGAUGAGAUACAGGGAAUGGAGAUCCCGGCAGGCUUUCGUAUUCAAGAAGCUAAACCCGUUGCUCUUGACAGAUUGCUUUUGCGGCGUGGAGUGCUCGUUAGGCUGGGCAUGGGGUGGUUUGGAGGGCUGAUCACUCAACAAUCUCAGAAGGACACUCGCCACCUGUACGACUACUGUGUGCAGCUGGAGCUAGACCAGAGUACGCGCAAGAUGAAGUUGCCCUUAGACAAGUACAGCGGAGAUUCGGAUGCGGCUGUAGGCUCCUGGUUCUUUAUUUUUAUUUUCUUAAUAUCACACAACAAAUCCAUCUCUAUCUAUAGAAAUAUGUCUAAGAUAGGUUAG
Molecule: messenger RNA, 888 nt
Organism: Ectocarpus sp. CCAP 1310/34
Lineage: Eukaryota; Phaeophyceae; Ectocarpales; Ectocarpaceae
Source: the annotation of a GenBank genome assembly